AAAAUUCGCCGGGUUCUAAUGUACAUAACCGAAAGCGUAGGGCUGCGUCUCGAGAAUCCAAGCACUUGGGAAGAGCUUACGAGGGUGUAGCCAAGUACUUUGAGAAUGGUCUGGCAGUCAAAGCAGAAAGCAGACAACCUCGAUGCUCGCUUGCGUGCCCCGGUUGGCGGUUGGAAUUGAACUCCGAAAGAACCCUUGGCAUAACUUUAGAAGCGAGGUCUCUCUGGGGAAGUGACGCCAUUGCCGACGAGAAAAUGGGGUCCCCGUUGCGGAUUUCGCUCCCCUCUUCCGGGUUACUGUAAGAGCUCUAGACUCUUCUCCAAAGACGCACGCAUAGUCUAUCUACAUAGAUAACGGUGAGGGAUUAUGCUAAACGCUGAUUCAUCCCAUCUCAUCAUCUUCAUCUUGAGACACUUACACAUAACAAACUGCGUACCAGAUACUGCUUCACUCUUCACUUCCGGUGAUUUCGAGGAGGAGUUCAAUACAAUACAAACACACUUAACUUAUUAAAGAUACGAGAAUAACCGAGGGUUAAAGAUCCAUCGACCAUGGCGCCUCUGACUCCACACUGGAACCAGCCUUCGCACCCCGACAUCCAGGAUGUGAUCGUCAACAUGCAUGAAUUCACAUCUAAAAGCCUGUCCAAAAUCUCGCUACCACCUUUCGGCUUGUACGCGAAGAUGGACUUCCCUCCGUGCACCAUCGCCGAAGUUCCAACGUACGCGACGGUACAGUGCGGCCGGAACAAACAUCUGAACCUGAAUAGCGACCUGCUAUACAUCAACCAUUCGUGCGAGCCAUCGCUCAUUUUCGACACGGCUAACUUUAACAUCAUCGCGGGGCCUAAUGGCCUUCAAGCCGGUGAAGAAUUAACCUUCUUCUACCCAUCCACAGAAUGGGACAUGGCCCAACCUUUCGACUGUCUGUGCGGCAAACCAACCUGUCGUGGUCGUAUUAGUGGGGCCAAAGAUAUGACCAAAGCACAGCUUAACGGCGUAUGGCUUAACGGACAUAUCCACGAGCUGCUCGAGGAGCAAGAAAACCGCCGACGGCGUAAUACCGAUGUCGGGGAGGAGGCUGAUCCUGGAAAUGGUAGCAGUACUAUACCCCAUAAUGGUGGUCCAUCGACGAAAGUAGAUUCUCCUCGUGAGGAUGUUACUACUCAAGCGCUGAGAGAUGCCUUGAAGCAUGCCGAAAAGGUGGUCGAAGCGGCUAAACGUGCUUUGCAAUCACAUCUCGAAUCGGCGACUCCUCUAUCGAUCCACAACCGAGGGAAAAUCCCCGCGAACGGCGGCAACUCAGUUAUUAAUGAAGGGAAUGGUCCUGGAGGUGCUGAUAGUUUAGCCGUCGGUUUGACCAGACGUGGUGUCACGUCACGAGAACUCAGCGGCGAAAUGGGCGGCGACACUAUCGCGGUCUAAGACUUCUGAAAGAUGAAAUAUUUCGUUCGCCGUUUUGCGUCUUUUUUAUCCUUAUCGUUUCUUUUCACGGAAUUCAACAUCCCUAUAUUCGAGCCAGCUCUCAACAGCUUGGCUCCUCACUCACCUAAUUACUCAGGUACACAUAUAUACUUGAUCAGAACGAGAUGCUCAUUAUUGAAUAGCUUUCAUUUAAAAUACAGCUGCAACAACCAGCAGAUAUCUACCAGAAUC
This is a messenger RNA of Hypoxylon trugodes, 1655 nucleotides long. RefSeq lists its product as uncharacterized. Bases 552 to 1424 code for a protein of 290 amino acids. The record is from RefSeq and is a predicted model, not a curated record. Lineage: Eukaryota; Fungi; Ascomycota; Sordariomycetes; Xylariales; Hypoxylaceae. The transcript has 2 exons.